AUGACGGAAGAACCGCAGAAGGCCAAAGAAUUCACUAUAACAUUACCAGGUCCAGAUGGUACAUUUGAAGUCAUCGCGCUACUGGAACACAAUGAAGAUGCCGCUCAACACCCGCGCCUUAUCAAGGUCUCAAAACGCCCUCUCCCCUCUCCAAGGCCAGCAUCAACAACAGAGCGAGAAACGCGAGUUGUUCUUUCCCUGGGAUCUGGCCACCAACAAGCAGCUCACUUCUUCGAAGAUGUCGUAUCUCCCAUCCUCACAACCCUAUACGGAGAAGAGGGGAUGCUGACCUUGAAGAUUCACACAACACAGUCAGCAACGACAAUCCUGGAGCUUACUAACGAAGUCUUGUUCCCAGCGGCGAAUGGGACCACUGGUAAACCGCUGAGAAUUCUAUUGCUUUCUGGCGAUGGUGGCGUGGUUGACUUGGUGAACGGCCUGUCGUCGAAGGCCAUGUCGUCUCAGUACGUGGCACCACAAGUCGCCCUCCUCCCGUUGGGCACGGCAAACGCUCUCUACCACUCCAUCAAUGCCAACGCCGGGGCAAACAACAAGUGGGGCUUACACGCCCUCGCUUCAUCCACGUCCAAACCACUACCAAUCUUCACAGCAUCCUUCUCCCCGGGCGCACGUUUACUCGUAGACGAAGCACGUGUUGAAGAAGCCCUACCAACGGAUGAAAAAGGAAACGGCAAACUGCACGGCGCGGUAGUAUGCAGCUGGGGCAUGCACGCCUCCCUCGUGGCCGACUCUGACACAACCGAGUACCGCAAGUUUGGCAUCGAUCGCUUCAAGAUGGCUGCCAAGGAAGCCUUGUAUCCCUCCGACGGCUCCCCGCCCCAUCCUUACAAGGGCCGCGUCUCGGUUUUGAAAGGCAGCGACGACUGGACGGCAUUGCCGGAGGAAGAGCACAUGUACGUUCUCGCUACGCUUGUUUCCAACCUGGAGCAACCGUUCUGCAUCUCGCCUGCUUCGAAGCCGCUUGAUGGUUCCUUGCAUCUCGUGCAUUUUGGGCCCACGAGUGGGGACGAGGCGAUGCGCAUCAUGGGUCUAGCCUACCAAGGUGGGAAGCACGUAGAGGAUCCGGCUGUACGGUACGAAGCGAUCAAUGGCUUGCGCAUCGACUUCAAGGGUAUGGAGGACGAUGGGCGGUGGCGACGCAUAUGCGUUGACGGGAAGAUUGUGCGCGUGGACAAGGAUGGCUGGGUGGAGAUUAGGAAGGAGGAGAGACGAGUGCUCGAUGUUGUUGUCGCGUGA
This is a messenger RNA of Cucurbitaria berberidis CBS 394.84, 1257 nucleotides long. RefSeq lists its product as uncharacterized. Gene Ontology annotation, biological process: sphingosine biosynthetic process. The coding region runs from base 1 to 1257 and encodes 418 amino acids. The record is from RefSeq and is a predicted model, not a curated record. The transcript has 2 exons. Gene Ontology annotation, cellular component: intracellular membrane-bounded organelle; membrane; cytoplasm. Lineage: Eukaryota; Fungi; Ascomycota; Dothideomycetes; Pleosporales; Cucurbitariaceae.